AUGUUGGACCCUUUCCCACCGCCACCGGCUUGGCUACGGAGCUUCGUUGAGCCCUAUGCCCUCUACUACAACAGCCCGACGCUUCCCGACCACAUCCAUGAGGUGAUCGGAGCCUUCGUUUUCUACCUCGCGAUCCAUGCGAUUGUCUCGCCUUGGCUUUCGCCGAUCCUCUUCCCGCAGUCUUACAAGAGCCUCAAGCCAAGAACACGACUGAACUGGGAUAUCCAUGUUGUCUCCCUCGUUCAGAGUGUUGUGAUCAAUGUGGCCGCUCUGUGGGUUAUGUACGUCGACCGCGAGCGCAGCGCCAUGUCGUCAGGCGAGCGGGUCUUCGGGUACACCGGUGCCUGCGGUCUCAUUCAGGCCCUCGCUGUCGGGUAUUUCGUCUACGACCUGAUCGUCAGUGUCAUCUAUGUGCGCAUGUUUGGCAUCGGAAUGCUUUUCCAUGCCGUCAGCGCUUUGUGGGUUUUUAGUCUGGGCUCUAGACCAUUCCUCAACUACUAUGCGCCAACUUUCAUUCUCUACGAGCUCUCGAGCCCAUUCCUCAAUAUCCACUGGUUCCUCGACAAGGUCAACAUGACCGGAAGUCGCGCCCAGUGGUACAACGGAAUGGCCCUGCUGGGUACAUUCUUCGCUUGCCGUCUUGUUUGGGGAACUUGGCAAUCUCUGGUCGUAUACUCCGACAUGUGGAACGCCCUCCAGCACACCUGGAACGCUGCCGCGUCUCCGCUCUCUGAGCCCGUUAGCGUCAACGCAGCUGUGUUCUACCCAGCCCGUGACGGUAGCAUGUGCAUCGACGAGACCUGCGCUCGCGCCAAUGCCGAAAUUACCAAGUACAAAGACUUCACUUCGGCUGGCGUCCCAACGUGGCUAGUCGUCACUUACGUGGGAUCGAACAUGAUCCUCAACUUCUUGAAUUACUUCUGGUUCUCCAAGAUGGUUGAGACGGUGCUCAAACGCUUCCGUGGACCUGCACAAGGAGCUGACAAAGAGGGCACGGAGAAGACCCAGCUGAAGGACGACAUCGUUCAUGAUGUUGUUCUUGAGGCGGCUUCCCAGUUGGAGCAGGAUGAGAGCGCUGUCAUGAAGGGUGAUCUUUCUGCUUUGCAGGAACAAGUCUCUUCGGCUGUUGACUCUGGUCUUACGGAUGAACUCCGCAAACGCAGGGCGGAGCUUGUUGCGAAGGUUCCCUUGCCCGGUGCUUGA
Penicillium brevicompactum is the source of this 1203-nucleotide messenger RNA. Its product is annotated as TLC domain-containing protein. The record is from RefSeq and is a predicted model, not a curated record. The coding region runs from base 1 to 1203 and encodes 400 amino acids. Lineage: Eukaryota; Fungi; Ascomycota; Eurotiomycetes; Eurotiales; Aspergillaceae. Gene Ontology annotation, biological process: lipid homeostasis. Gene Ontology annotation, cellular component: endoplasmic reticulum; membrane. The transcript is spliced from 2 exons.